Molecule: messenger RNA, 6934 nt
Organism: Planococcus citri (citrus mealybug)
Lineage: Eukaryota; Metazoa; Arthropoda; Insecta; Hemiptera; Pseudococcidae
Gene: HIPP1
Product: HP1 and insulator partner protein 1
Exons: 6
Coding region: 557-4504 (1315 amino acids)
Source: RefSeq, a predicted model, not a curated record
UCGUUCAUUUUUUUUCUACUAGUGCGUUUGCGUUACUUUACUACACGAAACUCUGCAUUAUUUUUGUUACAAAAUUGCAAAACAUUAUUAAUUACUAUUAUUUGUCUUUAUUACUAUCGAAGUCGAUUAAUUUCGGUGUAAUUCGAGUUCACCAUUUUCGUUUUUGUUAAUUUUCGCUAUCGCGAUCUAAAUAAGUUCGCAAAAUAUUAUCGAUAUCGAUGCCUCGAGAUAUUGUUAUUGUUUCAACGAUUUCAUGCGAUAACUGUUGACUGACCAUCUUUUUCAAUUCAACUCAACUCGGACGCAUUCUUCGAAAAGUAUUUCUCGACUACUAUCGUUUCGGAUGAGUACAGAUUCUGUUUUAAUCUUUCGAGAGCACGCGGACGUAAUUAGUGUUUGAUUCUCUAGGCGAAUCUAUGAGACUGAUAUAUAUAUUACCUUUACCUAUUUCAUUGCGGGUGAAUUUAGUCUGUAUGUUGCGUAUCGUUGAGAAGAAAUUUGAACAUCAAUCGCGCUAAUGAACGUAUAUUCGGCGCAGAAAUAACCUACAGCCGCGAUGAGUAACGUGAACGUUGAUAGCAGCACCGGUGGCGGCAGCAGCAGCAGCGGAGAAACGAACGAUGCGAGUGCGAAUAAUCGCGCCUCCGAAGAAAACAAUGCCAACGCUACCGCCAGCACUAGCACUAGCACCGGCACCGUAGCUAGCACCAGCGGUAGUGGAAAUGCCGACGAUACUGUUGUGGGCCCGAAAACUGAACCAGUCUCCGCCGCUGAUGGUGAAAAAAGCCUUGAAAAUGGUUCGGAGACGACGCCGAAACCGGUCAGUCGACCGCCGUAUAUUCCACCUCAUUUAAUGGGACGCGACUUGAACGAUCCGGCUCAAGAUAUGGUCGGUACUGGUCGACGUGUUCAGAAACCUCGUCUCGGAGUCAAGGUUCCGUAUCGUAAUUUAACUAGUCAAAUCGUAUCUCAAGAUGAAAUCGCGCAAGAAAUAUUGGAACGAUCGAUGCGAAAAUAUUCGUAUUCCGAAGCGGAAGGAGGCGACGUGUUUUUUGCCAUGAAAUUAACCCAUCGGCUGGCUAAUAAAAUUACUCCGUCGACCGAGUCGUCUAACGAUAAAGCAGCCGCCGCAACCACCGCCGCCGCCACUGUCACCACCACCACAACCACCGGUGCUAGUAGUACCAUCGCCAGUCCUAGCACCAGCGCUGCUGCCACUACUGCCGCCGUCGCUAGUGCUAGUUCCAGUAGCAAGGAUGGUACCAGUGUCGCUGUCGGAGCGACGAAGAAAACAGAAACGGCUGAAAUAUCGACGAAUGUACCGACCGUAGUCGCCACCGCCGCCACCGUCGUUACCGAAAAACCUAAAGAAACCGAGCCCAAAAAUGACGCUACGACCCUCAAGAAAAGUUCGGAAACUGUUUGCAAAAAGAGCACAGCGGAUGCAUCUAGUAACGACGCUGCGAAAAGCGAUACACGCGCAAAUUUCGAAUCGAAAGCGGACCAGUUGUACGCUGAAAUAUCUUCUACGUUGGGAGAAGAGUGUAAGCUCGGCAAACCGUUGAAGAUUGUUUCAUCAGGCGUGAAUUGUCUGGCGAAAAGCAGUCCUGGUAAAAUAGCAAAUGGCUCGAUCGAUCAAACACCGACGACAACGACGACUGAAACAGAACUGGAUAACGAUACGUUGCUAGCUAUACUCGAAGGUACCAACGAUAUUGGCGACCUGAGUACGAGCAUGGUCGUAACUACGCCUAAAGUCGAGUUAGUUGACGAAGUUGAAGAACCGUCGCCGUCGCAACAACCACUACUGCUGCCACCACCGCAACAACAACAGUCGCCGCAACAGCAGCAAGUUCAACACCAGCGUAAAAAACGUAUUAAACCUAUGCUGGAUCCGAACGUUGAAAAAGAGUUGGCGCUGAAGCAGCUGAUGGAUUUCGAAAAGAAGAAGAGCGAAGACAGACUUAAAAAAUCAGCCGCCAAAAAAUUGAAACUCGACGAAGAAGCGGCCCUUCUUGCGCAGCAGCAACAACAACAGCAACCUUUCAGCGGCGCGACAAUCAGCAAUAUCAACAACAACAAUAUCGUCGUCAACGCCUCCGGUAAUAUUAUCAACAACGGCGUUGUGAAGCGUGGUAACGACGCAAUACAGAAUGCCAGCGUAUCGACGACGGUUGCGUCGACGAAAAUGGAUACGUCGGCCGAGCACUCGAUAAAAAGCGAAUCCGCGCCGUCUGCCAAAAAAGUGAAGAAGAACACGUUUAGCGGCGGUUCGGUGGCGCCUAAGAGAUUCCCGAAAAAGUAUCAACGCAUCAUCAAACGGCAGUUACGUAGCUCGAAAUUGAAAGCGAAAACAACGGCGCCGGACCAGCAGCAACAACAGCAGUCGCAGCCGCAGCAACAGCCGCCACCGCAAAAGAAGUUGCCCGAAGUGCCGGAAGUUCAAAUCGCUAUCGACCGUUAUAUCAAAACGUACGCCAGCAAACGAAAACGCAAGCCUGAGACCGCUGCCCCUGCCCCUGUCGCCACCACAACCGCAGCCGCCGCCGAGUCGAAAGAGAAAAGUUUAUCGGACCCGUCGAGCGCCGCAGCGAAGAACGCGGAUCGCGAAAAUACCAAGGUCGGCGCGGUGCCCAGUCAAACCGAAAGCGACGCCGGUGCUUCGAAUAAUAAGCAGCAACAACAACAGCAAGUCAACGCCGCUGCCGCCGCCAAGGUGAGCGACGGUGAUGGAGAAGGCAGCAACGAGCCGUGUUCCGGCGUCGACGAAGAAAUCAAAGAAAACUCGAGUCCGGCGACGACCAAACCAAAGGCUAAUUCUAAAGUUAUGCGCGAAAUAAAUCGUCUGCUAGGCGACGAAGGCGCGAUCAAUAUGAUUUAUUCGAUCGAGCAGAAACGUUUGCCGGACAGUAAACGCGACAGCAACAUUCUACCGUCGUUACGUCGUAAGAAGAAAGAUCUGCUGCUGAAGACGAAAUUAGUGAAAAACGCGGUACUACGUUUGAGUAUGUCGCCUGGUCAACUGAGCCCGGGACGCGUAAGGCGUACGUCUCCCGAAAUCAGCACUCCGUCAUCGUCGUCGUCGGCAACAACCGUCGUCGCCACCGCCACCGUUCACGGCAGACCAAGUAUAUCGCCGUCGAGGAAAGCCUCGAUCGAAUCGUUAGAGUCGAACGCGUCCGAGCAUUCGCCCAAGCAGCGAAAAGUGGCCGCCGAAGCUUCUCGAAUUAUACGACGUCAUUCUUCGAGCAGCGCCUACUCCAGCGACGAAGAUGAAAAUGGCGUCGUCGCUAAAGCUGUCGCGACCACAGCAACCGCUAACGCCACCGAAGCUACGAAAACCAAACCAGUCGUCGACAAAAACGCGAACGGCGCUGUCACUAGUGCGGACGCGGGGGAAACGAAAUCGGUAAAGUCGUCGCCGGUGGUCGAAAAGCACCGUCCAACUACGAACGAUUCAAACACCAACCAUAAGAUCAAUACCCGCAGCAACAAUCGCAACGUCGAAAAUGAAGGACGUUCCGCCGUCGUUGAAGAAACCAAAAAUGGCGAAUGUAACGAGAACUCGGCAGCUGCCGCCGCCAAACGCGAUGAGACUGCUGCCAGUGGAGCUACGACCGCUAAACGCAAAGAUUCCAAAGAAGCGAGCGUCGGCGCAGUCGCCAAAACUCAAAACGAGUCUUCGACUGUUUCUAAUUAUUCUGAACUCGUCGAGCGAUUACAUCUGAAAGAGAUUACCCUUCGUAAAUACGACAGCUUGGUGCAGAUAAUUUUAAUAUCGUCGUCUUGUAAAAUGAAGAACGCUAUAAAUAUUCAGGUAUUUAACGAGCUUACCAACGUUCUUAACGAGCUACAAAAGGACGAAAGUUGUCGAACAGUGCUGCUCACGUCUACCGGCAGCUCUUUCUGCCAGGGUAUCGAUCUGCAGGCUUUAAUUUGCGCCGAUAUGCCGGAACGUCGUAAAGUAGUCGACGAAUACAUUACCGCUUUGCAUAACUUCGUCAAGUGUUUGUCGCAAUUCAAAAAGCUAUUGAUCGCCGGAGUUAACGGUUCGACGGUCGGCCUGGGAGUGACCAUGUUACCAUUUUUCGAUAUGGUAUUCGCCAGCGACAAAGCCACCUUUUACACGCCGUACACCAAACUCGGUCAAGCACCAGAAGCCGCAGCGACGCUCAUGUUGUCGUAUUCGGCGGUGGCCGAAUUAUUAUGCGGAGGCCGUAACCUGACCGCCGGCGAAGCUUUCCAGGUCGGCUUGGUCACCAGAAUUCUAUGGCCCGAUAAAUUCGUCGAAGAAUUAUUACCUAUCGUCAGAAGCUAUAAUGUCAGCCAUUCUGCUCAGUCGAUGGAAGCGAUAAAAUGUCUGAAACUGCAGAAGAAGAACGCAGAAUUGCAGCAGCAUCUCGAAACGGAAGCUAAAAUGUUGCGCCAGCACUGGACCAGCGACGAAUGUCAGCGUAGAUUCAAAGACUAUCUGCAGCAAGAGGCACUUUUGCAAAACAAAUGAAAUUUAAUCUUUCACUUGCAAUAUUCAUUCGUUUUGUAGUCAAUUUUUAUUAUCGUGUAUUUAUUUUAUUUCGUUAUUCGGUUUAAUUACCUAAUCAUUAUUGUUCUCUUUUCACGUCAUCGUCUCGUCUCCUCUCCUCGUUUCGUCUCGUCUUUUUUUUAAAAAUUAAGUAACCUACCUAGCUUUAGAGAGAUAUGUAUUUGUAUAAUUACGUACGUACGUAUCGGUUGUAUUUAUUUUUUUAUUUUAGUCGUGUUUUCCCUUUUCCGUUUCUCCUUUUUCGUCUUUACUUCUUCUUCUUCGUCGUCGUACUUUUACUUUUCGUUUUUCAAUUUCAUGUCAGGUACGCCGCCGUUGAGACGCUAUUAAUUUUCAUUUUUGUCAUCUCGAACCGAAGAACGUGUAAAAUAUCCUAUCCAACCUGAUCACUCGUCAUCUAACAACGAGUACUGGCGAUUGACGUAUUUUGCUUGGACUUGAAAAAUAAUACCUAUUAUUACCUAUCCUCAGCGUAUUGUUUUCCUCGUGUUUUGUUUUGUUUUCCCUUUUUUUUUUUUUUUUUUUUGGUGGUGUUUUUUUCUUUUCUUCAAAUUUUCAUUUUCCAUUUUUUUCGAGUGUUCUGUUUUCAUUUCUUACGAGUUACGAGCGAGCUGUACUUACCUACUCGCUGCGAAAAUGCAAAAAUGCAAAAAUGAUCGAUAACAAGUGCCUUAUUUACGAUACCUACCUGUAACUUUAAUUCAGCGGUCGGUAAACUCGACCAUGAUGCUAAUAAAUGUCCACCUUGAAUAUUUUACCAAACGUGUAAUGUUCUUCUUCCUUCUUCUUCGUGUUAUUAUUAUUAGAUAUUAUUAUAAAUUAUUUAAAUAAAAGAACGGAGAGCUUAGCUCUCUUUAUUUCAUUUGUGUUAUUGGUUGCCGUCGUUGUUGAUGUUGUUUUUAUUUCAAAAUUAUUAUACAUUCGUGUAGAUGUACGUACGACCGAACCUAACUUAUCAUUAGGUAGCUCUAGCUACAUUAUUGUAAAAUGUACAUAGUACAUACGACAUUUUACGUAUACGUGUUGCAACAUUAUCGUUUAUCGUUACUGUUAAGUUUUGUUAUUAUUACAUAAAUUAAUUACCUAUUAUCAUUAUUUUCAUCGCCGCCGUUACAAUUAUUACUCGUAUAGGUAGGCUCCAAUUUCUAACAUCUUUCUUUUUUCGUGAUUCCGAUUACCAUCGUCAUCAUCGUAGUUGUUAUAUAGUUUUUGUUUUUGUUAAAUUUUCCGAAAUUGUUUAUCGGUCGCCGGUUUUCGACCUUUUACCGUACACCCUAACAUUGUCGAGUUUUUGAAAUUUCGUAUUUUUUGUAAUCGGCCCUUCGGUCGUCGAAUAACUACGAAAAUUCGUUAUCAUCUCCGUAUCGUUGGAUUAGUUAGUCGCGUUUCCCUCGUUCAUUUUUUUUUAUUAUUAUCGUGUUUUACUUUUUCUUCUUAUUUUUUAUUUAAUUAUUUCGUUUGUCGGGUAUAUUUAUUUACGUAGGAAUGAUUACUAUUUUUAUUAUUAUUAUCAUUUUAUCGCUAUUAUCGUUUAUCGCUAUUGUUACGUUUAUUUUUCGUACGCCUUGGUUUACCCUACAAAACUAUUCCAUCCGCAUUUUUGUGUUUUUAAAUAGUAUAUGGAAGUUUGUGGGCAACAAUUCGUUACAUUUCGUUCACGUUCGAGACUCGAGUAUAGUACCUUACCUACCUGUACAAAUUCGCGACCAACGAGUACCUAUAUUUCUUAUGUAAAAUCUAUAUAAAAUCGUGACGAAAUGAAAAAAUCGCGUAUAUUUAAAAUUAUUAUUGUUAUUUUGUAAUUUUUUUUUCUCUAUCGAGAGUAAUUUCUUUUGUUGUUGUUUAUUUUUUUUUUCAAUUAAUAUUAUUUGUAUCUAUUGCUAAAAUGUUACAUCGUCGUAGGUAUUAGUGGUAUGUAGUUUUAUUAGUUUUUUUUUCCUAUUUUUCAUAUCACGAUUAAUAUUAUUAAAAACCUACGUUACGUGGCAAUGACAACGGAGUGUCGAUUUGAUAUUUAUUUCUUACGUUUUCUUCUCGUUUCUUCGCCGCCGCUCCCUCACUCCCUCUUUCCCCCUCCCUCUUACCUUAUAUAAUCCGUGUUUUUCUGUAUAUAUACAUGUAAAAUGUAUUACGAUUAUUAUUUUGUUAUUAUCGUUAUUACUUUUACUAUUAUCGUUAUCGCUAUAUUGGUUAAGUAUUAUUACGAGUAUGAUGAUUUUUUUCACCCCCUCUCUGAAAUAUGUAUUGGCGUGGGUAACAACUUUUGUUUUUCGGACUUGUCGUCGCUAUACCUAUUGUAAAAAUAUCGCGACUAUAUAGCAAAUGCGUUUGUUCAAUUUUACCUAUACGAAAAUCCGGAUUAGUAAAGUUACGAAAUGAAUGAGCUGUGUA